Messenger RNA from Coregonus sp. 'balchen', 39924 nucleotides. NCBI's taxonomy places the organism in Eukaryota, Metazoa, Chordata, Actinopteri, Salmoniformes, Salmonidae. The record is from the annotation of a GenBank genome assembly.
ACGUGUGUCACCCUGCUGGAUCAGGAGCUCUACAACCCUAAAGGCAUUGCCCUGGACCCCCUCAUGGGGUGAGCGUUGCCCCACUAAUAACCCCAUAGACUUCUAAGAAGUGCCCUUGUGUACUUCCCCUGGGUCCGUCUGGUCAGGUGACUGCCCACCCAGCCCUUAGUCAGUCAAAACACUUCCUCCUCUAAGACACAGACACAUUUACAUUUACAUUUACAUCAUUUAGCAGACGCUCUUAUCCAGAGCGACUUACAAAUUGGUGCAUUCAAUUUAUGAUAGCCAGUGGGACAACCUUUUUUUUCCUUCUUUUUUUAUGGGGGAGGGGGGGGGAUUGUCUCCUGAGUGGCGCAGUGGUCUAAGGCACUGCAUCGCAGUGCGAACUGUGUCACUAGAGAUCCUGGUUCGAAUCCAGGCUCUGUCGCAGCCGGCCGCGACCGGGAGACUCAUGGGCGGCGCACAAUUGGCCCAGCGUCGUCCAGGGUAGGGGAGGGGAGGGAAUGGCCGGCAGGGAUAUAGCUCAGUUGAUAGAGCAUGGCGUUUGCAACGCCAGGGUUGUGGGUUCGAUUCCCACGGGGGGCCAGUAUAAAAAUAAAAAAAUGUAUUCACUAACUGUAAGUCGCUCUGGAUAAGAGCGUCUGCUAAAUGACUAAAAUGUAAAUGUAAAAAUGGAUAGAAGGAUUACUUUAUACUAUUCCAGGUAUUCCUUAAAGAGGUAGGGUUUCAAGUGUCUCCGGAAGGUGGUCAGUGACUCCGCUGUCCUGGCGUCGUGGGGGAGCUUGUUCCACCAUUGGGGUGCCAGAGCAGCGAAUAGCUUUGACUGGGCUGAGCGGGAACUGUGCUUGAGUAGAGGUAGGGGAGCUAGCAGGCCAGAGGUGGAUGAACGUAGUGCCCUCGUUUGGGUGUAGGGUCUGAUCAGAGCCUGAAGGUAAGGAGGUGCCGUUCCCCUCACAGGUCCGUAGGCAAGCACCAUGGUCUUGUAGUAGAUGCAAGCCUCAACUGGAAGCCAGUGGAGUGUGCGGAGGAGCGGGGUGACAUGAGAGAACUUGGGAAGGUUGAACACCAGACGGGCUGCAGCGUUCUGGAUAAGUUGUAGGGGUUUAAUGGCACAGGCAGGGAGCCCAGCCAACAGCGAGUUGCAGUAAUCCAGACGGGAGAUGACAAGUGCCUGGAUUAGGACCUGUGCUGCUUUCUGUGUAAGGUAGGGUCGUACUCUGCGAAUGUUGUAGAGCAUGAACCUCCAGAGUGCAAAGAACGCCAAGGUUCUUUGCACUCUGGGAGGAGGACACAAUGGAGUUGUCAACCGUGAUGGCGAGAUCAUGGAGCGGGCAGUCCUUCCCCGGGAGGAAGAGCAGCUCCGUCUUGCCGAGGUUCAGCUUGAGGUGGUGAUCCGACAUCCACACUGAUAUAUCAGAAAAGAAAGGAGAACAUUAAUUGUGUGUCGUCUGCGUAGCAAUGAUAGGAGAGACCAUGUGAGGAUAUGACAGAGCCAAGUGACUUGGUGUAUGAAAAUGUAUGCACUCACUAACUGUAAGUCGCUCUGGAUAAGAGCGUCUGCUAAAUGACUAAAAUGUAAAUGUAAAAAAUGUGUAUAGAGAGAAUAGGAGAGGGCCUAGAACUGAGCCCUGGGGGACACCAGUGGUGAGAGCACGUGGUGCGGAGACAGAUUCUCGCCACGCCACCUGGUAGGAGCGACCUGUCAGGUAGGACGCAAUCCAAGAGUGAGCAGCGCCGGAGAUGCCUAACUCGGAGAGGGUGGAGAGGAGGAUCUGAUGGUUCACCUUGCUGACUCUGGCACGUCAAAAUAGUUUGGUGCAUCUUGAAUGUGAGGGGUCAAAUAUAAAUUGAAGAAGUACAUUAUAAUGGGGUCAGUCCUCCCUUUCCUCAAUGUAAUAUUCCCAUGCACUGCUCUACCUCCCCUCACUCCCUACAGGAAGGUGUUCUUCACAGACUACGGUCAGACUCCCAAGGUGGAGCGUUGUGACAUGGACGGUCAGAACCGGACCAAGCUGGUGGACAGUAAGAUCGUGUUCCCCCACGGUAUCACCCUGGACCUGGUCAACAGGCUGGUGUACUGGGCUGAUGCCUACCUGGACUACAUAGAGGUGGUGGACUACGAAGGCAAGAACAGACACACCAUCAUACAAGGCCUGCUGGUGAGGACAUACACACACACACCACACACACCCACCACACUCCCACACACACACACACACACACAUACACAAUACAUACACAGACACCAACUCAGACAGUGUUUCUGUUGUUCAUUCUUUUAGAUUGAACACCUUUAUGGGCUGACGGUGUUUGAGAACUACCUGUACGCCACCAACUCAGAUGAAGGCAACCUGAACCCCGCUAAGACCAGUGUGAUCCGGAUCAACCGCUUCAACUCCUCUGACUACACGGUGGUUACCAGGGUGGACCGCGGCGCCGCCCUGCACGUGUACCAUCAGAGACGCCAACCCCCAGGUAGGUUCACACCCACAACCCCCAGUGUAUCUACCCAGGAUAGCCGCUGUAGGUAUGGGGCAAUCUUUGCCAUGGAGUUUGGAACGUAGUGUGCACAGGUUUUUGUUCCAGCCCUGCACGUGUACCACCAGACACUCCAACCUCCAUGUAGGUACACGCCUAGGGUAACAAAAUGAUGGUAAUGUUCCAAAAUUCUCAGGUUUUCCUGAAAUCCUGGUUGGAGUAGUCCAGAUGGGUAUCUAUCUGUCUGUAUCUAUCAUCAUAGUUGUAGCCAUGUUGGUGCAUAGUGCUGACCAUUCGCUUCUGACCUCUGACCUCUGCCCCCUGACCCCUCUCUUGUCCCCUGGUGCCCAGUGAGAGAGAAGAGUCAUGCCUGUGCCCCGGACCAGUUUAAGAAGCCAGGAGGCUGCUCAGACAUCUGUCUGCUGGGGAACAGCCACAAGACCCGGACCUGCCGCUGCCGCUCUGGAUUCAGCCUGGGCAGUGAUGGGAAGUCCUGCAAGAGUGAGUACUUUACAUACAUUAAGUUUUUAAUUGAAUUGAAUUGAAUGCCAUACAAUGAGCAUAGCAUGGAAAUCACACACAACAGCACAUCUCAGCUCAGUACAGAACUCCAUACAGAACAGACCUGCAAUUUAUUUAGUAGUAAUAUGAGUUUAGUAAAAUCUCUAGAAGCAAGAAAAUGUACCAUUUACAUCACUUUUGACAUUCUCUUUGGACAUAAAAGGUCUUGUUGUUGUGUUGCUCCAAUCUUGUAAUUAACCGUUCAGCGAUGUUCCCAUGACGAUGAUUUAAAAUAAGCAAAAGAGCAGUAACUGCUCAUAGAGUGAAAGUUUUUUUUAUUGUCCAGCCAAAUGAAUUGUAUUCAGAUUAUUAGAGAUGUGGUUAUCUGUCUUACUAUGAGGUUAUUUUUUAUUCAUAUUGACCCUGACCACUGACAUGACCUUUGACCCUAGAAGGCAGUUACUGCCUUCUUGCUUGGUACAGCCACUGGAAUACGUUUCCAUUAUGAUUUUUUUUUAAAUACAAUCUUGUGUUAGUAUAUUUAUUUGUAUGUGGCUGUCUGUGUCAUAUAGUUUGAUAUCAGCAAAGAACAAUAAAUAAUACCAAGGUUUACCGUAGACACUGCAGCCCAAAGUUCAGUGAAACCAAAGUAAAAGGCAGUAACUGACGUGAGUGAUGGCAGUUACUGCCUUUUUCCUUGGUUUCACUUUAACUUUUUGCGGUUACUGCCCCGCUUUUCUCCAUAAUACAAUACAAUGGGAGGCAGGAUAUUUGUCCACAUGAUAAAGCAUGUAUUUAAUGUAUAAAAAAUGUAAAUAACUCAUUUUUGACCAAAUGUGCAGUUACUGCUCUUUUGCUUGGUAGGACAGUAAUGUUGUCUGAUGUUCCCUCUGCAGAACCUGAACAUGAGUUGUUCCUGGUGUACGGUAAGGGUCGCCCUGGCAUCAUCCGUGGUAUGGACAUGAAUGCCAAGGUCCCAGACGAGUACAUGAUCCCCAUUGAGAAUCUGAUGAACCCGAGGGCGCUGGACUUCCACGCCGAGAGCGAAUUCAUCUACUUCGCUGACGCCGUGAGUUUCAUAAUUGGACGGCAGAAGAUCGACGGCACCGAGAGAGACACCAUACUGAAGGACGGUAAGGACUGAUCUAGUACCAUAGUAUUUAACAUUAAAUGCAUUUCAACAACCCUCUGUUCCACCCUAUUACAAAAUCAAAUCGCAAUUCAUAUAGAACCGUGAUGCAUAUAGAAUCACGAGAUGUAUCACAUCGUGACCUAGGAAUUGUGGUACGAAUUCUGUCAUGAGGUCCCUGCCAAUACCAAGCCCUACUAGACAGUCACCGUCUCUCUUUCUCCCUCCCGCUCUCCCUUCCUCUAUCCCUCUGUCCCUUCCUCCCUCCUUUCCUUCCCUCAGGCGUCCACACCGUGGAGGGGAUAGCGGUAGACUGGAUGGCAGGUAACCUAUACUGGACAGACGACGGGCCCAUGAAGACCAUCAGUGUGGCCAGGUUGGAGAAGGCCUCUCAGACACGCAAGACCCUCAUCGAGGGCAAGAUGACCCACCCCCGCGCCAUCGUAGUGGACCCCCAGCACGGGUCAGACAUUAUACCCUCCUUAUGUUCCAUUGCUACAGUAUACAUCUCACGCAGAGACAUCACCCUAUGAGAAUGUAUUGAAAAAUGUCUGUGAUUUUCCCAAAAUUCUAGGUUUUCCAGAAAUACUGGUUGGAGGAUUCCUGGAUUUCCUGAUUUUUGGGGGAUUUCUGGGAAACCUGGGAAUUUGGGGAAAGUUACUGGAAGUUUACAACCCUAGUAUUUCUCUAACAGAACGAGUGAUUGUGUUCCAGGUGGAUGUACUGGACGGACUGGGAGGAGGACCCCAAGAAGACUAACCGAGGGAAGAUCAAGAAGGCAUGGAUGGACGGCUCUCACGACCAGGUCCUGCUGACCAGUAAGACAGUGCUGUGGCCCAACGGCCUGAGUCUGAACAUCCCACAGGGCAUCCUGUACUGGGUGGAUGCCUACUACGACCGCAUUGAGAUGGUUUACCUCAACACCACCGAGCGCAAGGUCAGUUAGACUGGUUACUAAGCCUAGCCCUAACCCCAAUGAUCACGCAUGGACAAAUCUCCCCACCAGAGACCGGGGUUCAGUCCCCGCAUCCACACUUCCUACUGUUUCUCCCACCUGCCUGUAUCCCAUCUGAUUGCCAAACUGUCUAAAUAAAGUGUCAGCAAAUAUGUAUAUAUUAAAAUGGUUUUGACCUUCAUCUUGACCAUGAUCCGUGUCCCAUGAUCAUUUUCUCUCUCUCAUUGGUCAGAUGGUAUACGAGGGAAGUGAGUUGAACCACGCCUUCGGCCUGUGUCACUACAAGCACUUCCUGUUUUGGAACGAGUACCGCGGCGGCAGCAUCUUCAAACUGGACACCACCACCAGCACUGUGACGCUGCUCCGCAAUGAACGGCCACCCCUCUUCGAGAUCCGCGUGUAUGACGCUCACCAGCAGCAAGGUAACUUUAAUGGAUAAUACUUUACUAGGUAACACUAUAUGGGUAACACUAUAUGGGUAACACUAUAUGGGUAACACUACAUGGGUAACACUACAUGGGUAACACUAUGUGGGUAACACUAGGUAACACUACAUGGGUAACACUAUAUGGGUAACACUAUGUGGGUAACACUAGGUAACAAUAUAUGGAUAACACUAUAAGGGUAACACUACAUGGGUAACACUACAUGGGUAACACUAUGUGGGUAACACUAGGUAACACUACAUGGGUAACACUAGGUAACACUAUAUGGAUAACACUAUAUGGGUAACACUACAUGGUAACACUAUGUGGGUAACACUAGGUAACACUACAUGGGUAACACUAGGUAACACUGCAUGGGUAACACUAGGUAGCACUAUAUGGGUAACAUUAUAUGGGUAACACUAGGUAACACUACAUGGGUAACACUAUAUACAGUGCAUUCGGAAUGAAUUCAGACCCCUUGACUUUUUCCACAUUUUGUUACGUUACAGCCUUAUUCUAAAAUGGAUUAAAUUGUUUUUUCCCCCCGUCAUCAAUCUGCAAACGAUACCCCAUAAUGACAAAACCAAAACAUGUUUGAAAAAAAUAGCACAUUUAUUAAAAAGAAAAAACGGAAAUGUCACAUUUACAUAAGUAUUCAGACCUUUUACUCAGUACUUUGUUGAAUUACCUUUGACAGCGAUUACAGCCUCGAGUAUGUAUUUGGGGAGUUUCUCCCAUUCGUCUCUGCAGAUCCUCUCAAGCUCUUGGGGAGCGUCGCUGCACAGUUAUUUUCAGGUCUCUCCAGAGAUGUUCGAUCGGGUUCAAGUCUGGGCUCUGGCUGGGUCACUCAAGGACAUUCUGAGACUUGUCCCGAAACCACUUCUGCGUUGUCUUGGCUGUUUGCGUAGGGUCGUUGUCCUAUUGGAAGGUGAACGUUCACCCCAGUCUGAGGUCCUGAGCGCUUUGGAGCAGGUUUUCAUCGAGGAUCUCUCUGUACUUUGCUCCGUUCAUCUUUCCCUCGAUCCUGACUAGUCUCCCAGUCCCUGCCGCUGAAAAACAUCCCCACAGCAUGAUGCUGCCACCAGAAUGCUUCACUGUAGGGAUGGUGCCAGGUUUCCUCCAGACGUGACGCUUGGCAUUCAGGCCAAAGUGUUCAAUCUUGGUUUCAUCAGACCAGAGAAUCUUGUUUCUCAUGGUCUGAGUCCUUUAGGUGCCUUUUGGCAAACUCCAAGCGGGCUGUCAUGUGCCUUUUACUGAGGAGUUGCUUCCGUCUGGCCACUCUACCAUAAAGGCCUGAUUGGUGGAGUGCUGCGGAGAUAGUUGUCCUUCUGGAAGGUUCUCCCAUCUCCACAGAGGAACUCUGGAGCUCUGUCAGAGUGACCAUUGGGUUCUUGGUCACCUCCCUGACCAAAGCCCUUCCCCCGAUUACUCAGUUUGACCGGGCGGCCAGCUCUAGGAAGAGUCUUGGUGGUUCCAAACUUCUUCCAUUUAAGAAUGAUAGAGGCCACUGGCCACUUCAAUGAUGCAGACAUUUUUUGGUACCCUUCCCCAGAUCUGUGCCUCAACACAAUCCUGUCUCGGAGCUCUACGGACAAUUCCUUCGACCUCAUGGCUUUGUUUUUGCUCUGACAUGCACUGUCAACUGUGGGACCUUAUAUAGACAGGUGUGUGCCUUUCCAAAUCAUGUCCAAUCAAUUGAAUUUACCACAGGUGGACUCCAAUCUAGUUGUAGAAACAUCUCAAGGAUGAUCAAUGGAAACAGGAUGCACCUGAGCUCAAUUUCGAGUCUCAUAUCGAAGGGUCUGAAUACUUAUGUAAAUAAGGUAUUUCUGUUUUUUAUUUUUAAUACAUUUGCAAAAAAUUAGAAAAACCUGUUUUCGCUUUGUCAUUAUGGGGUAUUGUGUGUAGAUUGAUGAAGAAAGUUUUUUAUUGAAUCCAUUUUAGAAGAAGGCUGUAACAUAACAAAAUGUGGAAAAAGUCAAGGGGUCUGAAUAUUUUCUGAAUGCACUGUAGGUAAUACUAGCUAACACUAUAUAGGUAACACUAGAUAACAAUAGCUAACACUAAAUGGGUAACACUAGGUAAUACUAGCUAACACUAUAUGGGUAACACUAGCUAGGUAACACUAGCUAACACUAUAUGGGUAACACUAGGUGACACUAACUAACACUAUAUGGGUAACACUAGGUGACACUAACUAACACUAUAUGGGUAACACUAGGUGACACUAACUAACACUAUAUGGGUAACACUAGGUGACACUAACUAACACUAUAUGGGUAACACUAGGUGACACUAACUAACACUAUAUGGGUAACACUAGGUAAUACCUGGGCCUGGGCAUUGUUGUUCACUAAUUUACUCCAAGUAGGGAAAGGAUGGUGGGGUUGAAAAGUAAUAAAGGGGAGUAUAUAUAUAAAAAAUACCAAAAAACAUGGGGGAUUGGAAGUGAUGCAGACAAUUACAUUGAUAGAAGAUACAAUCUAUCUGCAAUAUUAAGCUGAUCCAUAAAAACCCUAGGUAAUACUAGCUAACACUAUAUGGGUAAUACUAGCUAACACUAUAUGGGUAACACUAGCUAACACUAUAUGGGUAACACUAGGUAAUACUAGCUAACACUAUAUGGGUAAUACUAGCUAACACUAUAUGGGUAAUACUAGCUAACACUAUAUGGGUAACACUAGCUAACACUAUAUGGGUAACACUAGCGAACACUAUAUGGGUAACACUAGGUAACACUAGCUAACACUAUAUGGGUAACACUAGGUACUACUAGCUAACACUAUAUGGGUAACACUAGCGAACACUAUAUGGGUAACACUAGGUAACACUAGCUAACACUAUAUGGGUAAUACUAGCUAACACUAUAUGGGUAACACUAGGUAAUACUAGCUAACACUAUAUGGGUAACACUAGGUAACACUAGCGAACACUAUAUGGGUAACACUAGGUAACACUAGCUAACACUAUAUGGGUAACACUAGCGAACACUAUAUGGGUAACACUAGCUAACACUAUAUGGGUAAUACUAGCUAACACUAUAUGGGUAAUACUAGCUAACACUAUAUGGGUAACACUAGCUAACACUAUAUGGGUAAUACUAGCUAACACUAUAUGGGUAAUACUAGGUAAUACUAGCUAACACUAUAAGGGUAAUACUAGCUAACACUAUAUGGGUAAUACUAGGUAACACUAUAUGGGUAACACAAGGUAACACUAUAUGGGUAAUACUAGCUAACACUAUAUGGGUAAUACUAGGUAACACUAGCUAACACUAUAUGGGUAACACUAGGUAACACUAUAUGGGUAAUACUAGCUAACACUAUAUGGGUAACACUAGCUAACACUAUAUGGGUAAUACUAGGUAACACUAGCUAACACUAUAUGGGUAACACUAGGUAACACUAUAUGGGUAAUACUAGCUAACACUAUAUGGGUAACACUAGCUAACACUAUAUGGGUAAUACUAGGUAACACUAGCUAACACUAUAUGGGUAACACUAGGUAACACUAUAUGGGUAAUACUAGCUAACACUAUAUGGGUAACACUAGCUAACGCUAUAUGGGUAACAAUAGGUAAUACUAUAUGGGUAAAACUAGCUAACACUAUAUGGGUAAUACUAGCUAACACUAUAUGGGUAACACUAGCUAACACUAUAUGGGUAGUACUAGCUAACACUAUAUGGGUAAUACUAGCUAACACUAUAUGGAUAACACUAGCUAACACUAUAUGGGUAGUACUAGCUAACACUAUAUGGGUAACACUAGCUAACACUAUAUGGGUAAUACUAGCUAACACUAUAUGGGUAAUACUAGCUAACACUAUAUGUGUAAUACUAGCUAACACUAUAUGGGUAAUACUAGCUAACACUAUAUGGGUAACACUAGCUAACACUAUAUGGGUAGUACUAGCUAACACUAUAUGGGUAACACUCGCUAACACUAUAUGGGUAAUACUAGCUAACACUAUAUGGGUAACACUAGCUAACACUAUUUGUGUAAUACUAGCUAACACUAUAUGGGUAACACUAGCUAACACUAUAUGGGUAAUACUAGCUAACACUAUAUGGGUAAUACUAGCUAACACUAUAUGGGUAAUACUAGCUAACACUAUAAGGGUAAUACUAGCUAACACUAUAUGGGUAAUACUAGCUAACACUAUAUGGGUAACACUAGGGAAGACUAGCUAACACUAUAUGGGUAAUACUAGCUAACACUAUAUGGGUAAUACUAGCUAACACUAUAUGGGUAAUACUAGCUAACACUAUAUGGGUAAUACUAGCUAACACUAUAUGGGUAAUACUAGCUAACACUAUAUGGGUAAUACUAGCUAACACUAUAUGGGUAAUACUAGCUAACACUAUAUGGGUAACACUAGCUAACACUAUAUGGGUAAUACUAGCUAGCACUAUAUGGGUAACACUAGCUAACACUAUAUGGGUAACACUAGGUAACACUAGCGAACACUAUAUGGUUAACACAAGGUAACACUAUAUAAUACAUUGAACAAGCAAGUCAUAAAGUGUCAUCAUAACACAUGCCAAAACUUCUUAUGUCACAAAAUGUCAUAAAAGGUUAUAAUAUGUCAGUGAUUUAGCUAGACUAGAUGUGAAUGAAUGAAUGCAUGAAUAAAUUAAUACUUUAAUGAAAUUAGCUUGGUAACAAUGCUAACGGUCCUGUCUGCCUGUCUUCUGUUUGUGUUUCUAAAGGCACCAACCUGUGUCGUGUGAAAAACGGUGGCUGCAGCAGUCUGUGUCUAGCUAUCCCUGACGGCAGGUCCUGUGGCUGUGCUGACGACCAGAUUCUGGAUGGCGACAAUGUCACCUGUAAAGGUAUGCAUUGGGAUGGUCUCAAUUAGAAUAGUUUAAAAGAUGACUUGAUCUGGGAUUCAGGAUGGAAUGGCAAUGUUUAAGCUGGUGAGUGGUCAGCUGAAUACGUUCUAAUAGCCCUCAUAAGUAGAUAAAUGCAUCCUGUAUAUGAACAGCUGAGAUUGAGAGACGUUGCUCUGCUACAGUAACAGUCUUCUCCUCUCUCUCUCUCUCUCUCUCUCUCUCUCUCUCUCUCUCUCUCUCCCCAGCCAACCCCACCUACAUCCCUCCUCCUCAGUGUCAGCCCGGAGAGUUUGCCUGUAAGAACAACCGCUGUAUCCAGGAGCGAUGGAAGUGUGACGGUGACAACGACUGUUUGGACAACAGCGACGAGGCGCCCGAGCUCUGCCGUGAGUAGUGUCACACCGCCACUCCGUCGCCAUGGUUACUGAGCAACACACACACAACAACAACAACAACAACAACAACAACAAUGCAUGAGACGCACAGUUGAUAAUCCUGAGCUGAGUGGGAGCAGCAGCAGAGCAUGAGCUUCGUUUAAAGCUGAUCCAGCACUUAUACUGCCUCUUUUUGAAACAUGCAUCAAUUGAAUAUUAAAUAUAAAUUGAGUGUUAAAUAGGCCCAUAGUUCCUCUCUUCAUGCGACAAUUAGUAACACUAGAAUUCCUCUGUGUAUACAUGAAAGUAUACACAGAGGACUUCCAGUGCAUGACAGAGCAGUCGGAGCAGCAGAAGCUCCAGCAUCCUAAAGCAUAAUGUGCUUAUAGAUGUGUAAUGUCAGCUUUAUGAACUUACAGUUAAUGUAAAUCCCCUUAUAUUAGGCCAGUUAUAGGAGACUCUGUGACACAGUCCCUCUCGUAGAGAUACUGUAUAAACAUGUUCUAAUUCUAUUGAUCUUACAUUCUAAUUUUAAUGUUCUAAAUCUAUUGAUAUUGAAUUCUAAUUCUAAUGUUCUAAUUCUAUUGAUCUUACAUUCUAAUUCUAAUGUUCUAUUUCUACUGUCUGUCUUUUCUCUCCUCCAGACCAGCACACGUGUCCAUCGGACCGGUUCAAGUGCCAGAACAACCGCUGUAUCCCCCUUCGCUGGCUCUGUGACGGGGACAAUGACUGUGGAAAUGAUGAGGAUGAGUCUAAUACUACCUGCUCAGGUACACACACACACACACACACACACACACACACACACACACACACACACACACACACGCACAGAGACACUACACCUACACACCCACACACUACAUACACUAGACACACACAGUGUUGGGGAAGCUACUCUGAAACCAGUUUAUGAAAAUGUAUUUUACCUUUAUUUAACUAGGCAAGUCAGUUAAGAACAAAUUCUUAUUUACAAUGACGGCCUACACCGGCCAAACCCGGACGACGCUGGGCCAAUUGUGCGCCGCCCUAUGGGACUCCCAAUCACGGCCGGUUGUGAUACAGCCUGGAAUUGAACCAGGGGGUCUGUAGUGACGCCUCAAGCACUGAGAUGCAGUGCCUUAGACCGCUAAGAUACAUUAAAGCUGCUCUUAAGAAACAUACAGUUUACUUAACUAAAAUUACAUUGAAAAGGUAGUUCACUACAUGCAAACUGCUUCGUGAUCAAUUAUCAUAUCUAAAUCUGAAAUGUCAUAGACUACAAAUUGCAAGAACAGAUCACUCUGGAGUCAGAUCUUAACAGAAUGUGUAAUUUAGCCUCUUAAACAAAAAAACUAUGUUUCAGGUCAGCAUUAGGCAGGUCUACUUCACCCAUAUUUUCUGUUAUUUUUGCACAAAAAAGUAGUACGUUGUUCCAGUAGUUAGCUACACCGCUACAUGGUACAAAAGUAAUUAAUUACUGAAAACAAUACCUAGUUUAACUACCACCAAGCUACUGUAAAAUGUAGUUACAUUAUUAGUUGAACUACAUGUAAUUAACUACUCCCCAACACUGCACACACACUCGCACACACACACACACACACAUAUACACACACACACCUUUCCCAUCUCUCUAUUAUGCUAUUAUCCUCCACCCCUUUCAAGCUCGUACGUGCCCGCCCAACCAGUAUGCGUGUGCCAGUGGGCGCUGCAUCCCCACUUCCUGGACAUGUGACCUGGAUGAUGACUGUGGGGACCGUUCUGACGAGCCGGCCUCCUGUGGUGGGUCCUUUUCUCAUCACACAUAACCUCUGUAGCAUCCUAUAUUUUGCUGGGUAGUUUAACAUUGGAAACUCAACUCACUAUACCUGAAGCCUGGUCAUCAGAUUUAUUUAUGCUUUAGCCAACCAACAGUUUGGUUAGUUUAUUUAUGCUUUAGCCAACCAACAGUUUGGUUAGUUUGGGGUUUUAGACAGUCCCACUACUUCGUUUCAAGUGGGCCAAGAGAGGUCAGUUUGUUGCCCAUGAUGGUGUUUCUAGGAUGCCAUUUUGAAAGGUUCCCUCUCUCCUCCUCCCCCAGCCUACCCCACCUGUUUCCCCCUCACCCAGUUCACCUGUGCCAACGGACGCUGCAUCAACGUCAACUGGCGCUGUGAUAACGGUGAGCAUUAAUCUCCUUCAAGCAUUAUAAGCAUUACAAUUCCUAAGCAUUUAUAACCUGUAUACGAAUGUAUUAAGCAUUUAUAAGCAUUUAUAAUGGGUUAUUCAUGAAAGUUCUUAAUAAAUGUUACCUGUGUGUGUGUGUCUCUGUGCGUCUCUGCGUGCAUUUGUGUGUGUGUGAGUGCACCUGCCUUCUCUGCCUGCCUCUCUCUCUCUCUCUCUCUCUCUCUCUCUCUCUCUCGCUCUGUCUCUCUCAUGUGUGUGUUCAGACAACGACUGUGGUGACAACAGUGAUGAGGCAGGUUGCAGCCACUCCUGCUCCAGUGUUCAGUUUAAGUGUAACAGCGGCCGCUGCAUCCCUGAGUACUGGACCUGUGAUGGGGACAACGACUGUGGAGACUACAGCGACGAGACACACGCCAACUGUACCAACCAGGGUAGGCACUGAUACUGGUACUGCCGUUGUGCCCUUGAGCAAGGCACUUAACCCAGAAACCGCUCUAGAGGCUCUGCACUGUGCCUGACCCUGUCUUCCAACACCUCAGGGCGGAUGUUGGUGAUCUGAAAAGAAUAUGGACUAGUAUUGUUCUUUACUGUACCACCCGUAUGGAGCUGAAGGAGAGCACCUUACUCUCCUUUAUAGUACACAACGCAGGAGAGGGACGUUGAGCUCAUAGUGAAAUUCAAGUGUUUGCAUGAUUCUCCCAGUCUGCAUUGCAGUUUGCAUUUCUCUUCACAUGAAGGAGGGUAUACAGUAUAUUUGUCAUUUUUUAGUAUACUAGUAUACUGUCACCGCAUUAAAUGCCUGUAUCAUAUGUCAGGCUGUGUAUAUGUCAUUCCACAAACUGCUGGAGUUUGUAGAAUCAAUGUUUGUUAGAAUGAUGACAGGCUCAGUGUUCUGCUGGUUGUGCUCUCUGUAAUGUCUGCAUGUCUCAGCCUGCCCCGUAGCCACCAGGACAUCACAUUAAACUAAUCCUUCAUGUUGCUGCUCUCAGGGAUAUGUUUAUGCUUUGCGGUUAGCUGAGCUUUCAGACAGAUCUCAAACAAAUCCACCCCUCAACAUUAACAAUGCCUCUCUUCAGUAUGGCUUGCUGAAAUCGUGCAGUUGUAUUGUUUAAUAUAGCUGGUCACGUCCAACUUCCCUUUAGUUUAAAUACUAUUCCUGAAAAGAAAGUGAAGUCAGCUGAAGUCUAAACAAUGGCUGGAGUUGGAAGAGCUGGCCAGAGGUAAGCAGUGUCUCUGGUGAGGCGGUGAGGGGCUUGGUAAUGACUAACCGGUAAUAACUCUGUAAUGACUAACAAGUAAUGACUAGGUAAUGACUAACUGGUACGGACUCGGUAAUGACUAACUGGUAAUGACUCUGCAAUGACUAAUGGGUAAUGACUCUGUAAUUACCAAUGGGUAAUGACUCUGUAAUGACUAAUGGGUAAUGACUCUGUAAUGACUAAUGGUUAAUGACUCUGUAAUUACUAAUGGGUAAUGACUCUGUAAUUACUAAGGGGUAAUGACUCUGUAAUGACUAAACGGUAAUGACUAACUAGACUAACUAGUAAUGACUAGCCGGUAAUGACUAACUAGACUAACCAGUAAUGACUAACCGAUAAUGACUAGGUAAUGACUAACCGGUAAUGACUAGGUAAUGACUAACCGGUAAUGACUAGGUAAUGACUAACCGGUAAUGACUCUGUAAUGACUAACUGGUAAUGACUCAGUAAUGACUAACUGGUAAUGACUAGGUAAUGACUUACUGGUAAUGACUUUGCUGUGAUGCUGUGGCGGAGUUCAGAGGAGGCCAGGCAGAGCUUCCAAAGCCCUCUCUCUAACUCUCAGACUCUCGAACUCUCUCUCUCGAACUCGCUCGCUCUCUCGCUAACUCUCUCUAACUCUCUCUAACACUCUCUCUCUCUUUUUCUUCAGCACUCAGUUUGCAUUUGAGAGAGGAGUUAAUUGCUUAGAAGUUGGCCUGCCCUGGAAUGACAGGGGAGAAGUGUGUGUGUUUGUGUGCGCGCGUGUGCAUGUGUGUGUGCUCAUGCAGGUGUGCGUCUUUGAGUCCAGCACGAAACAUUGAGGCCAGCAUGGACUUUUGGCCAACUGAGAGAUCUGUGCUUAGUAUGAGUGUGUGUGUGUGUGUGUGUUUGUUUGUGUGUGUGUGUGUGUGUGUGUGUGUGCGCCUGUGUGCGUGUGUGCGUGCAUGCAUACCGAACCCUCUGGAAGUAAUUAGUUAGGGAAGAAAAACAAAACUAUUGGCUUCCCCAGUUCCCUUCUCUCAUGUAUUGUGUUCCACUUAGGAUAGGUCCUUGACCUUUUCCCUAUGCCAACUGCUGACCCUUGCCAUGGAGGGAUUUAAUUAUUCCACUUCCUUAAUGAUAUCCUUAAUCUUCCUCUAAUAUCAGGCGAUGAUGUCUGUGAGAACAGAACAAAACAUUUAGUCAUUGCUUGUUUUUUACAGAGAACCAUCUGGAGACUUAACCCAGUCUAAGCCUGCAGACCUACAUGUCAAUGACUAACUGGCCUAGGUUGCCAUAUUUAAUGGAGUUGUGUGUUAUGAAGGUUUUUUCCACUAUUAUUGAAUGGUUAAGGUUGGUUAAGGUUUUUCUUUGUUUGGGAUCUUUUACAUGGGUUAAGUAAUCAGCUAAAGUGAAGUCUCUUUCCAAUGUUCGGUAGCAUUCCAUCUUUAUAAUAAUAAUAAUAUAAUAAGCCAUUUAGCAGACGCUUUUAUCCAAAGCGACUUACAGUCAUACGUGCAUACAUUUUUGUGUAUGGGUGGUCCCGGGGAUCGAACCCACUACCUUGGCGUUACAAGCGCCAUGCUCUACCAGCUGAGCUGGAUCUUUCUCUGACCUUCGAACUCAAUCCGCCAAUAGUUGAUGUAUACGUUCUUAUUACUCACCUCCAGCUGUCUAAAUGUUGCCCUUGGGGUCAGAUCACUUGUGUUAAUUUUUAUCUUGUGUUUUUGGGCCAGUUUUGUUAAGGGGUCACUCUCUGGGUAGACACUGUUGUCCAUAAAUGCUCUAUGCACUCUCUCUGUCUCUCUCAUCUCUCUCUCGCUCUCGCUCUCGCUCUCUCUCUCUCUCUCGCUCUCGCUCUCGCUCUCUCGAUUCCCUAAUAAAAGUGUGCUUUCGCUUAACUUGUUGCUCACCAUGCUCUAUUCCCCUCUGCUAUUGGAUAACUCUGCUAUUGGCUAACUCUGCUAUUGGCUACUACUGUGAUAUGUGGUUGUCUCACCCAUUUAUCUUAAGAUGAAUGUACUAACUGUAAGUCACUCUGGAUAAGAGCGUAUGCUAAAUGACUAAAAUGUAAAAAUGUGAAUGUAACUCGGAUCUCUCUCCAUGUGUCUCCCUAGCAACACGUCCUCCAGGUGGUUGCCACGUGGAUGAGUUCCAGUGUCGCAUGGACAGCCUGUGCAUCCCCAUGCGCUGGCACUGUGACGGGGACACAGACUGCAUGGACCUGAGUGAUGAGAAUGACUGUGAGGGAGUGACACACAUGUGUGACCCAGCUGUCAAGUUCAGCUGCAGGAACUCUGGUGAGUGUGUGGUGGCCUUUUCAGCCCUCAAGUGCAAUUGGCUAACCACUCUCUCGUCCUGUCUCUUCCUCUUUGCUAUUGGCUAACUGAGUGUUUGGUCUUUAUUGUUCUAAUCAGAUCAGUCAGUUAGGAUUCAGGAAGUGAAGGCUCUGGUGUGUGCCAUGGUCUUUUCUGUCCUCAUGAGAUUAGUCAGUGACAAGUCAGGGAGUCUUCAUGCCAUAAAUAAUAGCCCUGUCUUAGGGCAAGCAUUGUCUGGGCGGACACACACACGCGCGCACACACACACACACACACAAUCACUUAAGAGAGCUUGUUAUGUCAAGGGGCUUGUAGUGAAGAAUAUGACAACCAUCUGCUCUCUAAAAACAAGGAUGGCUUUGACCCCUUGGUUGACCCUUUGACCCCUUUGUUGACCCAUGCAUGACCCCUGGAUGCUCAGGGGAUUAACACGGCCAGCAGCACUCACAAACAGACUGAAUCACUGUAGUUAUUUAGAUUUAUUUCAUAGCAGCAGACACAGCAUGCCAUAUCAGCCAUCUCAAGGGCGCAUCUAUGUUUUUCUAGUAAGAGUUGCGCUUGCCAGAUGUUUCAUGUGGCCAUGAUGUUUAAUUGUCCCUCAGCCUGUUGUAUCAAUAAGGCCUGGGUGUGAUGUUGUCUGGUUAUCUCCUCAGCCUGUUGUAUCAAUAAGGCCUGGGUGUGAUGUUGUCUGGUUAUCUCCUCAGCCUGUUGUAUCAAUAAGGCCUGUGUGUGAUGUUGUCUGGUUAUCUCCUCAGCCUGUUGUAUCAAUAAGGCCUGGGUGUGAUGUUGUCUGGUUAUCUCCUCAGCCUGUUGUAUAAAUAAGGCCUGGGUGUGAUGUUGUCUGGUUAUCUCCUCAGCCUGUUGUAUCAAUAAGGCCUGGGUGUGAUGUUGUCUGGUUAUCUCCUCAGCCUGUUGUAUUAGUAAGGCCUGGGUGUGAUGUUGUCUGGGUAUCCCCUCAGUCUGUUGUAUUAGUAAGACGUGACUUCUGACCUUUACCCUCUGACCUGUCGCCAGCUCGUUGUAUCAGUAAGGCCUGGGUGUGUGAUGGGGACAGUGACUGUGAGGACAAUUCUGAUGAGGACAACUGUGAGGCGUUGGUGUGUAAGCUGUCCCACCAUGUCUGUGCCACCAACGACUCUGUCUGUCUGCCCGCUGAGAAGCUGUGUGACGGCACUGACGACUGCCCUGAUGGCUCCGACGAGAAACUCUGUGGUAUGAAUACACUGUCACACACACUUUCAAACACACAUUAACUCACUCACUCUCCCUACCCAUAACCCUACCACCUCAGUCAAGGUAGGAAUGACCUCUAACGCCACAUCUAAUUGAUUUACCCCCCCCCCCCCCCCCCCCCCCCCCUCUCGCUCUCGACUUCUCUACCCUCCACAGACCUGUGCUCCAUAGACAACGGCGGCUGCAGCCACAACUGCUCCAUUGUCCCUGGGAAAGGCUUCAUGUGUUCCUGCCCCCUGGGUAUGGAGCUGGGCACCGACAACAAGACCUGCCACAUCAUGAACCUCUGUGCCAAGCACCUCAAGUGCAGCCAGAAGUGUGAGCAGGAGAAGAGCAGCGUCAAGUGUUCUUGCUACGAGGGCUGGGAGCUGGAGACAGAUAUGGAGAGCUGCAAGAGCACUGGUGAGAAGGGAGGAGGGGAGAGGAGGGGGAGAGGAGGGGAGAGGAGGGAGGAGGGGAGAGGAGGUAGGAGGGGAGGGGAGGUGAGGAGUAGGGAGGAGGGGAUAGGAGGGUGGAGGGGAGGGGAGGGGGGUAAGGUAGUAGAGAACUAGAAAAGAGGUGUGGUCCUGCUAAAAUGGAUAUGAACUGGAGCCUGAUAUGGAGAGCUGCAAGAGUACCGGUGAGAAGGGGGGUUGGGGUUGGGAUCAGGUUAGGGGAUGGGGGGGGGUUUGGGGAGAGGAGAGAAGGGGAGGGAAAGAGGGUAAAGAAAGUGUGGAGUCAGGUAGUGGAGAAAUAGAAAAGAGAUGGUGUGGGACACAUCAGAUGGAGAAAAUAAUGAUUGAAUGUGUGGUUUAGGGAAGUUCUGCUAAAUAUUGCUCUUUGGCUAAGCUACAGUAUUACUCAGUAGUACUACCCGGUCUCUCAGUGGUUAUGGUUGGGCCCUGAGUGUUUCCUGUCUGACUAUACAACCUGACCAGGAAAAACUUCUACCCUCAGAUCCUUUCAAGCCGUUCAUCAUCUUCUCCAACCGCCAUGAGAUCCGUCGUAUUGACCUCCACAAGGGGGAGUUCAGCGUGCUGGUGCCUAACCUGAGGAACACCAUCGCUCUGGACUUCCACCUCAGCCAGAACACCCUCUACUGGACUGACGUGGUGGAGGACAAGAUCUACCGCGGGAAACUGUCCGACAACGGAGGUGAAGUAUCUCCAUUUAUUCCAGAUAUUUACACUCACAUAACAGUCAAUACAAACUGACAUCCAUGAGAAUACAACACAUUAAUGGAUAAGGGGACAAAAUAAAAUAAAAUACAUUAAAAAAAACAAGAAGUGUCCUGCGUUCUUAAAGAUCUAAAAUGAAGAUAACUACUAUGACUUAUUAUUAGGAAAAUGAAAAGGAUAAUGGUAGAAGAUUGUUCUGGCAAAUACAUCACUGUGUCGAAAGCUCUUUCUCCUGUCUUAGGAGGGAGGUGAGGGUUAGGAGGGAGGUGAGGGUUAGGAGGGAGGUGAGGGGUUAGGAGGGAGGUGAGGGUUAGGAGGGAGGUGAGGGGUUAGGAGGGAGGUGAGGGUUAGGAGGGAGGUGAGGGUUAGGAGGGAGGUGAGGGGUUAGGAGGGAGGUGAGGGUUAGGAGGGAGGUGAGGGGUUAGGAGGGAGGUGAGGGUUAGGAGGGAGGUGAGGGUUAGGAGGGAGGUGAGGGGUUAGGAGGGAGGUGAGGGUUAGGAGGGAGGUGAGGGUGAGGAGGGAGGUGAGGGUUAGGAGGGAGGUGAGGGUGAGGAGGGAGGUGAGGGGUUAGGAGGGAGGUGAGGGUUAGGAGGGAGGUGAGGGUGAGGAGGGAGGUGAGGGUUAGGAGGGAGGUGAGGGUGAGGAGGGAGGUGAGGGGUUAGGAGGGAGGUGAGGGGUUAGGAGGGAGGUGAGGGUUAGGAGAGAGGUGAGGGUUAGGAGGGAGGUGAGGGGUUAGGAUGGAGGUGAGGGGUUAGGAGGGAGGUGAGGGUUAGGAGGGAGGUGAGGGGUUAGGAGGGAGGUGAGGGUUAGGAGGGAGGUGAGGGGUUAGGAGAGAGGUGAGGGUUAGGAGGGAGGUGAGGGGUUAGGAGGGAGGUGAGGGGUUAGGAGGGAGGUGAGGGUUAGGAGGGAGGUGAGGGGUUAGGAGGGAGGUGAGGGUUAGGAGGGAGGUGAGGGGUUAGGAGGGAGGUGAGGGGUUAGGAGGGAGGUGAGGGUUAGGAGGGAGGUGAGGGGUUAGGAGGGAGGUGAGGGUUAGGAGGGAGAUGAGGGGUUAGGAUGGAGGUGAGGGGUUAGGAGGGAGGUGAGGUUAGGAGGGAGGUGAGGGUUAGGAGGGAGGUGAGGGGUUAGGAGGGAGGUGAGGGUUAGGAGGGAGGUGAGGGGUUAGGAGGGAGGUGAGGGUUAGGAGGGAGAUGAGGGGUUAGGAUGGAGGUGAGGGUUAGGAGGGAGGUGAGGGUUAGGAGGGAGGUGUGGGUUAGGAGGGAGGUGAGGGUUAGGAGGGAGGUGAGGGUUAGGAGGGAGGUGAGGGGUUAGGAGGGAGGUGAGGGGUUAGGAGGGAGGUGAGGGUUAGGAGGGAGGUGAGGGGUUAGGAGGGAGGUGAGGGUUAGGAGGGAGGUGAGGGUUAGGGUUAGGAGGGAGGUGAGGGUUAGGAGGGAGGUGAGGGUUAGGAGGGAGGUGAGGGGUUAGGAGGGAGGUGAGGGUUAGCAGGGAGGUGAGGGUUAGGAGGGAGGUGAGGGUUAGGAGGGAGGUGAGGGGUUAGGAGGGAGGUGAGGGUUAGAAGGGAGGUGAGGGGUUAGGAGGGAGGUGAGGGGUUAGGAGGGAGGUGAGGGUUAGGAGGGAGGUGAGGGGUAAGGAGGGAGGUGAGGGUUAGGAGGGAGGUGAGGGGUUAGGAGGGAGGUGAGGGGUUAGGAGGGAGGUGAGGGUUAGGAGAGAGGUGAGGGUUAGGAGGGAGGUGAGGGGUUAGGAUGGAGGUGAGGGGUUAGGAGGGAGGUGAGGGUUAGGAGGGAGGUGAGGGGUUAGGAGGGAGGUGAGGGUUAGGAGGGAGGUGAGGGGUUAGGAGAGAGGUGAGGGUUAGGAGAGAGGUGAGGGUUAGGAGGGAGGUGAGGGGUUAGGAGGGAGGUGAGGGGUUAGGAGGGAGGUGAGGGUUAGGAGGGAGGUGAGGGGUUAGGAGGGAGGUGAGGGUUAGGAGGGAGGUGAGGGGUUAGGAGGGAGGGUGAGGGUUAGGAGGGAGAUGAGGGGUUAGGAUGGAGGUGAGGGGUUAGGAGGGAGGUGAGGGUUAGGAGGGAGGUGAGGGUUAGGAGGGAGGUGAGGGGUUAGGAGGGAGGUGAGGGGUUAGGAGGGAGGUGAGGGUUAGGAGGGAGGUGAGGGUUAGGAGGGAGGUGAGGGGUUAAGCGUCUCUUUAUAUUUUGGGUGAUUCUGUGUCUUUUCUGCUGUAUCUUUUUUUAUUCUAUUAUGAGGCAGCCAUAUCACAAAGAGACAAGGGUAGUGGCAGAAGAUUAUUGUGGAAAACCCAUCACUAGCAUGUCCAAAGCUCUACUUGUCUACUUGGUCUUACAUCAGCCAGUAGAAAGGACUAUGUUUUUGCUCUUAGGACAAAAAAAUAGGUUACACAAAGAAAGUACUUUUUCUGAGUGAAUGUACUUUUCCCGAACAAAAGGCUUUGUCUCUUCCCAUUUGUCUCACCGUCCGUUGCGUGACUGCAGCCAGCCUUGGCCAGAGAACACACAUGCACACACACACACACACACACACACCACAAACAGGCACUCACUCACACACAGACACACACUGCGGCGUAGCGUAGGAGACACUACAUUACAUUACACUCCCUGAUCCCUGCCCCCCUCCCACCCCUCCUAAAUACAACCCUCCUACGAGACAUUGUGUCCAAGCCAUAGAUCAGUCCCUGCGGCUUCUGAUUGAAGACGAUUCAGCGUUCAGCAGAUUCUAAACUGUGGGGCAAACAUGGUCACUGUGUACUGCCAACAACAAACAAAAGAGCCAACUGUGGUUCCAGCAGUAUAACAACAACCAAGCUGUGAAGAGGCCCUCUCCCUCUAAUGCUCUAAUGACGCUCCACAGAAUCAUCAGCUGUACACCAUUACUGCUUAGCUUCCAUUGGGGUCCCAGGCUUUUCUGAGAACAGAGAGGGAUAGCUGCACAAGUGCAUAUUGGGGAGAUGGAGAGAUGUGUGUGUGUGUGUGUGUGUGGGGGGGGGGGGUGGGUUUCUCUUAGAAGUUUCCCAGAAAUCGCCACCUAUGUUCUGUUUUUUUUAGCAAAGUGUUGCUAGAAACCCCCCACUAGAAACCCUCCACUAGAAACCCCACACUAGAAACCCCACACUAGAAACCCCCCACUAGAAACCCCCACACUAGAAACCCCCCACUAGAAACCCCCCACUAGAAACCCCCCGUUAGAAACCCUCCACUAGAAACCCCCCACUAGAAACCCUCCACUAGAAACCCAACACUAGAAACCCCCCGCUAGAAACCCUCCACUAGAAACCCCCCACUAGAAACCCCCCACUAGAAACCCCACACUAGAAACCCCCCGCUAGAAACCCUCCACUAGAAACCCCCCACUAGAAACCCCCCACUAGAAACCCCCCACUAGAAACCCCCUGCUAGAAACCCCCCGCUAGAAACCCCACACUAGAAACCCCCCACUAGAAACCCCCCACUAGAAACCCCCCACUAGAAACCCCCGACUAGAAACCCCCCGCUAGAAACCCUCCACUAGAAACCCCCCACUAGAAACCCCACACUAGAAACCCCACACUAGAAACCCCCCACUAGAAACCCCACACUGACAGACAAACAGUGCGUGCCAUGCCACUGACUGAUUCUGAUUCCACAGAGAAGGAAUUCUAAACAGUCCUCUCAGUUUGUCAGCGGUUUGCUGCAGUUAAACAGGUGUGCUGCUGGAUGGAGUUAGUCUCUAGCUGCUGUCUUUUGACAUGAGCUAGACAGACAUAUUGUAUUACUUCAGCAAAUAUUGCCCCAUUGCAGAAAGCUCUAAUACAGCUUGGUUCACUGGGUCCCAUUUCUGUCAUGUCCAUUAUCAAGAGCUAUCUAAUCAGGUUAUUUUCUUCAAAUCUCAUCGAAUACAUUUUUUCUUCUGUGUAUUGAGGUCAGUGAUAGGAGUGUCAAACAAAUCUUCAAUUUCCCAUGCAAGGCACUAAACCAGCCAUCUUCUAUCUCCCAUCUCAUACCCUUCCCCUCUCUCCUCCCCUCCAUCCCCCCUCCUACCCCCUCCCCUCUCUCCUCCCCUCCAUCCCCCCUCCUACCCCCUCCAGCUCUGACCAGUUUCGAGGUGGUGAUCCAGUAUGGCCUGGCCACUCCAGAAGGGCUGGCUGUGGACUGGAUAGCAGGGAACAUCUACUGGGUGGAGAGUAACCUGGAUCAGAUAGAGGUGGCCAAACUGGACGGAACCAUGAGGACCACUCUACUGGCUGGUGAGGUGGAGCACCCACGGGCCAUCGCCCUCGACCCCAGAGACGGGUGAGGAAACAAAACUAUAGAUUACAGAACAGUAAAGUGUAGAUUAGCAAAGAACAGUAAAGUGUAGAUUAGUAUAGAACAGUAAAGCGUAGAUUAGUAUAGAACAGUAAAGUGUAGAUUAGUAUAGAACAGUAAAGCGUAGAUUAGUAUAGAACAGUAAAGUGUAGAUUAGUAUAGAACAGUAAAGCAUAGAUUAGUAUAGACGGGUUGGUUGUUUAGCAACAAAACCGACACGUGCUCAACUAUGGGGCAAAAAGACGUGGUUGGCUUAGAUUCUUGACAACAUUAAACCAUAUUUCGUCUCCAGUGUUUAUUGAAAACAUACAGUGGGGAGAACAAGUAUUUGAUACACUGCCGAUUUUGCAGGUUUUCCUACUUACAAAGCAUGUAGAGAUCUGUAAUUUUUAUCAUAGGUACACUUCAACUGUGAGAGACGGAAUCUAAAACAAAAAUCCAGAAAAUCACAUUGUAUGAUUUUUAAGUAAUUCAUUUGCAUUUUAUUGCAUGACAUAAGUAUUUGAUACAUCAGAAAAGCAGAACUUAAUAUUUGGUACAGAAACCUUUGUUUGCAAUUACAGAGAUCAUACGUUUCCUGUAGGUCUUGACCAGGUUUGCACACACUGCAGCAGGGAUUUUGGCCCAGUCCUCCAUACAGACCUUCUCCAGAUCCUUCAGGUUUCGGGGCUGUCGCUGGGCAAUACGGACUUUCAGCUCCCUCCAAAUAUUUUCUAUUGGGUUCAGGUCUGGAGACUGGCUAGGCCACUCCAGGACCUUGAGAUGCUUCUUACGGAGCCACUCCUUAGUUGCCCUGGCUGUGUGUUUCGGGUCGUUGUCAUGCUGGAAGACCCAGCCACGACCCAUCUUCAAUGCUCUUACUGAGGGAAGGAGGUUGUUGGCCAAGAUCUCGCGAUACAUGGCCCCAUCCAUCCUCCCCUCAAUAUGGUGCAGUCGUCCUGUCCCCUUUGCAGAAAAGCAUCCCCAAAUAAUGAUGUUUCCACCUCCAUGCUUCACGGUUGGGAUGGUGUUCUUGGGGUUGUACUCAUCCUUCUUCUUCCUCCAAACACGGCGAGUGGAGUUUAGACCAAAAAGCUCUAUUUUUGUCUCAUCAGACCACAUGACCUUCUCCCAUUCCUCCUCUGGAUCAUCCAGAUGGUCAUUGGCAAACUUCAGACGGGCCUGGACAUGCGCUGGCUUGAGCAGGGGGACCUUGUGUGCGCUGCAGGAUUUUAAUCCAUGACGGCGUAGUGUGUUACUAAUGGUUUUCUUUGAGACUGUGGUCCCAGCUCUCUUCAGGUCAUUGACCAGGUCCUGCCGUGUAGUUCUGGGCUGAUCCCUCACCUUCCUCAUGAUCAUUGAUGCCCCACGAGGUGAGAUCUUGCAUGGAGCCCCAGACCAAGGGUGAUUGACCGUCAUCUUGAACUUCUUCCAUUUUCUAAUAAUUGCGCCAACAGUUGUUGCCUUCUCACCAAGCUGCUUGCCUAUUGUCCUGUAGCCCAUCCCAGCCUUGUGCAGGUCUACAAUUUUAUCCCUAAUGUCCUUACACAGCUCUCUGGUCUUGGCCAUUGUGGAGAGGUUGGAGUCUGUUUGAUUGAGUGUGUGGACAGGUGUCUUUUAUACAGGUAACGAGUUCAAACAGGUGCAGUUAAUACAGGUAAUGAGUGGAGAACAGGAGGGCUUCUUAAAGAAAAACUAACAGGUCUGUGAGAGACGGAAUUCUUACUGGUUGGUAGGUGAUCAAAUACUUAUGUCAUGCAAUAAAAUGCAAAUUAAUUACCUAAAAAUCAUACAAUGUGCUUUGUAAGUAGGAAAACCUGCAAAAUCGGCAGUGUAUCAAAUACUUGUUCUCCCCACUGUAAAUACAUUUCCACAAUGAGCACUUGAUGUCUCUCAAAUACAGUGGGGGAAAAAAGUAUUUAGUCAGCCACCAAUUGUGAAAGUUCUCCCACUUAAAAAGAUGAGAGAGGCCUGUAAUUUUCAUCAUAUGUACACGUCAACUAUGACAGACAAAAUGAGAAAUGUUUUCUCCAGAAAAUCACAUUGUAGGAUUUUUAAUGAAUUUAUUUGCAAAUUAUGGUGGAAAAUAAGUAUUUGGUCACCUACAAACAAGCAAGAUUUCUGGCUCUCACAGACCUGUAACUUCUUCUUUAAGAGGCUCCUCUGUCCUCCACUCAUUACCUGUAUUAAUGGCACCAGUUUGAACUUGUUAUCAGUAUAAAAGACACCUGUCCACAACCUCAAACAGUCACACUCCAAACUCCACUAUGGCCAAGACCAAAGAGCUGUCAAAGGACACCAGAAACAAAAUUGUAGACCUGCACCAGGCUGGGAAGACUGAAUCUGCAAUAGGUAAGCAGCUUGGUUUGAAGAAAUCAACUGUGGGAGCAAUUAUUAGGAAAUGGAAGACAUACAAGACCACUGAUAAUCUCCCUCGAUCUGGGGCUCCACGCAAGAUCUCACCCCGUGGGGUCAAAAUGAUCACAAGAACGGUGAGCAAAAAUCCCAGAACCACACAGGGGGACCUAGUGAAUGACCUGCAGAGAGCUGGGACCAAAGUAACAAAGCCUACCAUCAGUAACACACUACGCCGCCAGGGACUCAAAUCCUGCAGUGCCAGACGUGUCCCCCUGCUUAAGCCAGUACAUAUCCAGGCCUGUCUGAAGUUUGCUAGAGUGCAUUUGGAUGAUCCAGAAGAGGAUUGGGAGAAUGUCAUAUGGUCAGAUGAAACCAAAAUAGAACUUUUUGGUAAAAACUCAACUCGUCGUGUUUGGAGGACAAAGAAUGCUGAGUUGCAUCCAAAGAACACCAUACCUACUGUGAAGCAUGGGGGUGGAAACAUCAUGCUUUGGGGCUGUUUUUCUGCAAAGGGACCAGGACGACUGAUCCGUGUAAAGGAAAGAAUGAAUGGGGCCAUGUAUCGUGAGAUUUUGAGUGAAAACCUCCUUCCAUCAGCAAGGGCAUUGAAGAUGAAACGUGGCUGGGUCUUUCAGCAUGACAAUGAUCCCAAACACACCGCCCGGGCAAUGAAGGAGUGGCUUCGUAAGAAGCAUUUCAAGGUCCUGGAGUGGCCUAGCCAGUCUCCAGAUCUCAACCCCAUAGAAAAUCUUUGGAGGGAGUUGAAAGUCUGUGUUGCCCAGCGACAGCCCCAAAACAUCACUGCUCUAGAGGAGAUCUGCAUGGAGGAAUGGGCCAAAAUACCAGCAACAGUGUGUGAAAACCUUGUGAAGACUUACAGAAAACGUUUGACCUGUGUCAUUGCCAACAAAGGGUAUAUAACAAAGUAUUUAGAAACUUUUGUUAUUGACCAAAUACUUAUUUUCCACCAUAAUUUGCAAAUAAAUUCAUUAAAAAUCCUACAAUGUGAUUUUCUGGAAAAUAAAUUCUCAUUUUGUCUGUCAUAGUUGACGUGUACCUAUGAUGAAAAUUACAGGCCUCUCUCAUCUUUUUAAGUGGGUGAACUUGCACAAUUGGUGGCUGACUAAAUACUUUUUUCCCCCACUGUACAUCAUUACAGUUAUCGGUUAGCUAGUUAGCAAACUUUUGCCAUAUUAGCAUAGAACGUGACAUCAGUCAAAAAAACUACAAAACAAGACAUGUUAUCAAUAACAAGAUACAAUGAGCUGAAACGAGCCACCUACGAUUCCCCACAUGGCAGCAUCUCGUCAUUGUUGCUAGCUAUCUGACCGUUCAGAAUCAUAACAACACACAGACUUCUGCCCCAUUGAAGCGCACGCAUUGUUUUCGCUACGUUGUGAGUUUACCCGUCUAUAGAACUGUGGAGAGUAGAUAAUAGGACCAUGAGGACCACCUAGCUGGGGUAGGUGAAGCACCCCAGGGCCAGCACACUGGACCCAUGCGAUGGGUAGAGAUACCAUGGAACCAUAGAACAGAUACUAUACAACCAUAGAACAGAUACCAUAGAACCGAUACCAUAGAACUAGCGUCGUCCAGGGUAGGGGAGGGAAUGGCCGGCAGGGAUGUAGCUCAGUUGGUAGAGCAUGGCGUUUGCAACGCCAGGGUUGUGGGUUUGAUUCCCACGGGGGGCCAGUAUGAAUUUUUUUUAAUAAAUGUAUGCACUCACUAACUGUAAGUCGCUCUGGAUAAGAGCGUCUGCUAAAUGUUUUUUUUUUUUUUUUACCUUUAUUUAAUUAGGAAAGUCAGUUAAGAACAAAUUAUUAUUUACAAUGACGGCCUACACCGGCCAAACCCGAACGACGCUGGGCCAAUUGUGCGCCGCCCUAUGGGACUCCCAAUCACGGCCGGUUGUGAUACAGCCUGGAAUCGAACCAGGGGGUCUGUAGUGACGCCUCAAGCACUGAGAUGCAGUGCCUUAUACCACUGCGCCACUCGGGAGCCCAAAUGACUAAAAUGUAAAUGUAAAACAGAUACCAUAGAACCAAAGAGCUAUAAUGGGAUUCCAUAGAGUUCUGUAGUACCUCUUCACACUCUCAUACUGUAUGUAUGACAUAAUGCUGCUGAAUAUUAUUGAAUGUGUGUUUCUCUUUGUUCUCUUUGUCUGUGUGUCUAGUAUUCUGUUCUGGACAGACUGGGAUGCCAGCUUGCCCAGGAUAGAGGCAGCAUCUAUGAGUGGUGAGGCCAGGAGGACUAUCCAUAAAGAGACUGGCAGCGGUGGCUGGCCAAACGGACUAACUGUAGACUAUAUGGAGAGACGCAUUGUCUGGAUCGAUGCCAGGUACUGUUGCUCUCCUUACUACAGACACACACACACACACACACACACACACACACACACACACACACACACACACACACACACACACACACACACACACACACACACACACACACACACACACACAGACACACACACACACACACACACAGACACACACACACACACACACACACACACACACACACACACCCUCACCCACUCACCUCAUAAAUGCUCUCUCCCCAGGUCUGAUGCCAUCUACUCUGCUCUGUAUGACGGCUCUGGUCUGAUCGAGGUGCUGAGGGGUCAUGAGUACCUGUCUCAUCCCUUUGCUGUCACCAUGUACGGAGGAGAGGUGUACUGGACAGACUGGAGGACCAACACCUUGGCCAAGGCUAACAAGUGGACCGGCAACAACGUAACCGUGGUCCAACGCACCAACACACAACCCUUUGACCUGCAGGUGUAUCAUCCAUCCAGACAGCCCCAGGGUAGGUCACACGGACGGACGGACGCUUACAUUUAUACAUACAUUGCCUUCAGAAAGUAUUCAUACCCCUUGACUUAUUCUACAUUUUGUUGUUACAGCCUGAAUUCAAAAUUGAUUAAAUAUAUUUAUUUUCUCAUCCAUCUACAAACAAUACCCCAUAAUGACAGUGAAAACAUAUUUUUAGACAUUUUUUGCAAAUUUAAGAAAAUGAAAUACAGAAAUAUCUCAUUUACAUAAGUACUCACACUCCUGAGUCCAUAAUUUGUAGAAGCACCUUUGGUAGUGAUUACAGCUGUGAGUCUUUCUGGGUAUGUCUCUAAGACUAAAACUAGCCGCCGAAAUUGUCGCAACCCCUAUUACUAGUCUGUUCAACCUCUCUUUCAUAACGUCUGAGAUCCCCAGAGAUUGGAAAGCUGCCGUGGUCAUCCCCCUCUUCAAAGGGGGUGACACUCUAGAUCCAAACUGCUACAGACCUAUAUCCAUCCUGCCCUGCCUUUCGAAAGUAUUUGAAAGCCAAGUUAACAAACAGAUCACCGACCAUUUCGAAUACCACCGUACCUUCUCCGCUAUGCAAUCCGGUUUCCGAGCUGGUCAUGGGUGCACUUCAGCCACACUCAAGGUCCUAAACGAUAUUAUAACCGCGAUUGAUAAUAGACAGUACUGUGCAGCCGUCUUCAUCGACCUGGCCAAGGCUUUCGACUCUGUCAACCACCGCAUUCUUAUUGGCAGACUAAAUAGCCUCGGUUUCUCAAAUGACUGCCUCGCCUGGUUCACCAACUACUUCUCAGAUAGAGUUCAGUGUGUCAAAUCGGAGGGCCUGUUGUCUGGACCUAUGGCAGUCUCUAUGGGGGUGCCACAGGGUUCAAUUCUUGGGCCGACACUUUUCUCUGUGUAUAUCAAUGAUGUCGCUCUUGCUGCUGGUGACUCUCAGAUCCACCUCUACGCAGACGACACCAUUUUGUAUACAUCUGGCCUUUCAUUGGACACUGUGUUAACAAACCUCCAAACGAGCUUCAAUGCCAUACAACACUCCUUCAGUAGCCUCCAACUGCUCUUAAACACUAGUAAAACUAAAUGCAUGCUUUUCAAUCGAACGCUGCUGGCACCCGCCCACCCGACUAGAAUCACCACUCUCGACGGGUCUGACCUAGAGUAUGUGGACAACUACAAAUACCUAGGUGUCUGGUUAGACUGUAAACUCUCCUUCCAGACUCACAUUAAGAAUCUCCAAUCCAAAGUUAAAUCUAGAAUCGGCUUCCUAUUUCGCAACAAAGCCUCCUUCACUCAUGCUGCCAAACAUGCCCUCGUAAAACUGACUAUCCUACCGAUCCUUGACUUCGGCGAUGUCAUUUACAAAAUAGCCUCCAACACUCUACUCAGCAAACUGGAUGUAGUCUAUCACAGUGCCAUCCGUUUUGUCUCCAAAGCCCCAUACACUACCCACCACUGUGACCUGUACGCUCUUGUUGGCUGGUCCUCACUACAUGUUCGUCGUCAAACCCACUGGCUCCAGGCCAUCUAUAAAUCACUGCUAGGCAAAUCCCCGCCUUAUCUUAGCUCAUUGGUCACCAUAGCAGCACCCACCCGUAGUCUGCGCUCCAGCAGGUAUAUCUCACUGGUCAUUCCCAAAGCCAACACCUCCUUUGGCCGCCAUUCCUUCCAGUUCUCUGCUGCCAAUGACUGGAACGAAUUGCAAAAAUCUCUGAAGCUGGAGACUCUUAUCUCCCUCAAUAACUUUAAGCAUCAGUUGUCAGAGCACCUUACCGAUCACUGCACCUGUACACAGCCCAUCUGAAAUUAGCCCACCCAACUACCUCAUCCCUAUAUUGUUAUUUAUUUUGCUCUUUUGCACCCCAGUAUCUCUAUUUGCACAUAAUCUCUUGCACAUCUAGCAUUCCAGUGUUAAUACUAUUGUAAUUAUUUUGCACUAUAGCCUAUUUAUUGCCUUACCUCCAUAACUUGCUACAUUUGCACCACUGUAUAUAUAUUUUCUGUUGUAUUUUUGACUUUAUGUUUUUUUUACCCCAUAUGUAACUCUGUGUUGUUUUUAUCGCACUGCUUUGCUUUAUCUUGGCCAGGUCGCAGUUGUAAAUGAGAACUUGUUCUCAACUGGCUUACCUGGUUAAAUAAAGGUGAAAUAAAAUACACAAAUAAAAAAGAGCUUUCAACACCUGGAUUGAGCAACAUUUACCCAUUAUUAUUUUCAAAAUUCUUCAGGCUUUGUCAAAUUGGUUGUUGAUCAUUGCUAGACAAACAUUUUCAGGUCUUGCCUUAGAGUUUCAAGAAGAUUUAAGCCAAAAUUGUAACUCGGCCACUUGGGAACAUUCGCUGUCUUCUUGGUAAGCAACUCCAGUGUAGAUUUGGCCUUGUGUUUUAGGUUAUUGUCCUGCUGAAAGGUGAAUUCAUCUCCCAGUGUCUGGUGGAAAGCGGAUUGAACCAGAGUUUCCUCUAGGAUUUUGUCUGUGCUUAGCUCCAUUCCGUUUUUUUAAAUUCUAAAAAACUCCCCAGUCCUUAACGAUUACAAGCAUACCCAUAACUUGAUGCAGCCACCACUAUGCUUGAAAAUAUGGAGAGUGGUACUCAGUAAUGUGUUGUAUUGGAUUUGCCCCAAACAUAACACUUUGUAUUCAGGACAAAAAGUUAAUUGCUUUGCCACAUUUGUUGCAGUAUUACUUUAGUGCCUUCUUGCAAACGGGAUGCAUGUUUUGGAAUAUUUGUAUUCUGUACAGGCUUUUUUCUUUUCACUCUGUCAAUUAGGUUAGUAUUGUGGAGUAACUAUAAUGUUGUUGAUCCAUCUUCAGUUUUCUUCUAUCACAGCCAUUCAAAUCUGUAACUGUUUUAAAGUCACCAUUGGCCUCAUGGUGAAAUCCCUGAGUGGUUUCCUUCCUCUCCGGCAACAGAGUUAGGAAGGACGCCUAUAUAUUUUUAGUGCAAAGUGUAAUUAAUCAUUUCACCAUACUCAAAGGGAUAUUCAAUGUCUGCUUUUUUAUUAUUUUUUGCCAAUCAACCAAUAGGUGCCCUUCUUUGCGAGGCAUUGGAAAACCUCCAUGGUCUUUGUGGUUGAAUCUGCUCAACUGAGGGACCUUACAGAUAAUUGUAUGUGUUGGGUACAGAGAUGAGGGAGUCCAUGCAACUUGUGACUUGUUAAGCCAAUCUUUCCUCCUGAACUCAUUUAGACUUGCCAUAACAAAGGAGUUGAAUACUUAUUGACUCAAGACAUUUCAGCUUUUCAUUUUUAUUAAUUUGGAAAAAUGUUGGAAAACACAAUUUCACUUUGACAUGAUGGGGUAUUGUGUGUAGGCCAGUGACAAAACAUCUCAAUUUAAUCAAUUUUAAAUUCAGGUUGUAACGUAACAAAAUGUGGGGAAGAGUCAAGGGGUGUGAAUACUUUCUGAAGACAACGUACACACGCACGCAUGCACGCCGACACACACAAGCCACUCUUACUGCUACUGUAACUGGACUGGGACACACACUGGUGCAGUGUUGAAUGAAAGGGCAGGACUGAGUGGUACACUAGACUCCAGACCUGCUGAAUCCAAACACUCAACUCCCCUCAGACAACUGACCUUUCACUACUGUCCCAUGUGUUGUGUUGCCUCCAUGAUCUUGUGAAUCACACACACACGCUGUGGAUAAUAAAGGCCACACACUGCAGUAUUUGGCCUUUUAGACUCAAUAGUAGAAUACACAAGGUGCAAUUUUGAAAUUUGGUUCUUCAGCAGUUUUCCUCUUGUUAUGUCAGUCACUGAUAAUCAAUUAGCUCAGGUCAGCUAAAAUUUUUUAGAUUGCUAAAUUAGUUUAGCGACCAGCUAUCUAAGCUUGUUAUCAUGGUUGAAUUACCGGCCGGGGGGCACCGCAAGCAACUGCGGACACUCAUGAUGAGUUCAGAUUUUUGGUGGCCCCCACCCCCAUCAACGUUGCCCAUCCCUGAUGUGCAGUAGACAGUAUAUAUGGUGGCCAAGACCAACUGGGUUUAGAUAGGUUGUAUUGAACUGGGUUUAGAUAGGUUGUGUUGAUCUGGGCUUAGAGAGAUUGUGUUGGUCUGGGAUUAGAUAAAUUGUGUUGAUCUGGGAUUAGAUAGGUUGUGUUGAUCUGGGAUUAGAUAGAUUGUGUUGAUCUGGAUUUAGAUAGGUUGUGUUGAUCCAGGUUGUGUUGAUCUGGGCUUAGAUAGGUUGUGUUGAUCUUGAAGACACACUCUGUAGACAGAUUGAGACCGCUUAUCAUGUGGUGUGACUAACUCAUUAUACACUGAGUGGACAAAACAUUAGGAACACCUUUCUAAUAUUGAGUUGCACCCCUUUUGCCCUCAGAACAGCCUCAAUUCGUCGGGGCAUGGACUCUAUAAGGUGUCGAAAACGUUUCACAGGAAUCCUGGCCCAUGUUGACUCCAAUGCUUCCCAUAGUUGUGUCAAGUUGGCUGGAUCAUUUGGGGGGGGCGGGGGGUGGACCUUAUUGAUACACACAGGAAACUGUUGAGCGUUGAAAAACCCAGCACACAAACCAAUGCCCCUGGCACCUAUUACCAUACCUUCAAAGGCACUUAAAUAUUUUGUCUCGCCCAUUCACCCUCUGAAUGGCACAUAUACACAAUCCAUGUCUCAAUUGUCUCAAGGCUUAAAAAUCCUUCUUUAACCUGUCUCCUCCCCUUCAUCUACACUGAUUGGUGUGGAUUUAUCAAGUGAAAUCAAUAAGGGAUCAUAGCUUUCACCUGGAUUCACCUGGUCAGUCUAUGUCAUGGAAAGAGCAGGUGUUCUUAAUGUUCUGUACACUCAGAAUAUAUUGUUGUGACAUACUCUAUAUACAGUAUAGAUGUCCAGUGGCCUAGAUGUCCAGUCAUAUGGCGUCUUACACUAUAUGAUGUGACAUGGGUACUCCAUGUAUAUAGUGACCAGUGGCCUACUAUACUGUAGGUGUCCCUGAGCUGUUACUGUUAGUUAGUCAGUCAGUGGUUAAUAGAGGCAGACUUGGCCCUGAGCUGAUCACACAGUGGUUAGCACAAGGAGAGAGCUGAUCACAGUGGUUAGCACAAGGAGAGAGCUGAUCACAGUGGUUAGCACAAGGAGAGAGCUGAUCACAGUGGUUAACACAAGGAGAGAGCUGAUCACAGUGGUUAACACAAGGAGAGAGCUGAUCACAGUGGUUAGCACAAGGAGAGAUCUGAUCACAGUGGUUAACACAAGGAGAGAGCUGAUCACAGUGGUUAACACAAGGAGAGAGCUGAUCACAGUGGUUAACACAAGGAGAGAGCUGAUCACAGUGGUUAACACAAGGAGAGAGCUGAUCACAGUGGUUAACACAAGGAGAGAGAUGAUCACAGUGGUUAACACAAGGAGAUAGAUGAUCACAGUGGUUAACACAAGGAGAGAGCUGAUCACAGUGGUUAACACAAGGAGAGAGCUGAUCACAGUGGUUAACACAAGGAGAGAGCUGAUCACAGUGGUUAACACAAGGAGAGAUCUGAUCACAGUGGUUAGCACAAGGAGAGAGCUGAUCACAGUGGUUAACACAAGGAGAGAGAUGAUCACAGUGGUUAACACAAGGAGAUAGAUGAUCACAGUGGUUAACUCAAGGAGAUAGCUGAUCACAGUGGUUAACACAAGGAGAUAGCUGAUCACAGUGGUUAACAUUUCUUCUUCCCCUCUCUCCCUCAGCUCCUAACCCUUGUGCCACCGCUGAUGGGCAGAGCCCCUGUUCUCACCUGUGUCUGAUCAGCUACAACCAGACCUUCUCCUGUGCCUGCCCUCACCUCAUGAAGCUCCAGGCCGACAAACGCACCUGCAAAGGUAGGAAGCAACACACACACAUACUCAGAGGGCUGAGUGAUGACCAAUGGGUCUGAGCGAUGACCAAUGGGUCUGAGCGAUGACCAAUGGGUCUGAGCGAUGACCACUGGGCUGGAACUGGGUCUGAAUGUGUGUGACUUUGUGAUGUGUUGAUAGUAACCCUUCCACUGUAUCCCUUGUCUCUUCCAUUCUCUCCCCUACCAGAGUCCCGUCAGUUCCUGCUGUAUGCCCGUCAGAUAGAGAUAAGGGGAGUGGACAUAGACAACCCCUACUAUAAUUACAUCAUCUCCUUCACCGUGCCAGACAUAGACAACGUGACUGUGGUGGACUAUGAUGCUCUGGAGAACCGUAUCUACUGGUCAGAUGUCCGAACCCAGACCAUCAAGAGAGCCUUCAUCAAUGGGACUGGAGUGGAGACUGUGGUGUCUGCUGGUAGGAAGCCCACUUUAGCUUGGGAUCAGACCUGAGUUCCCAAAUAGUACUUGUUUUCUUUCAAAUAUAUUUUUGGAGUGCCAGGUGUGCGAGGUUUGCACCUUUAAGACUAUAAGUUCCAAAGUUCAAGGCAAGUUCAAUGAAGAGCAGCUAAAGUCUUUGAAAGAAAACAAAUACUGCUUUGGAAUCCACUGGGCAAAUGUUGGAUCAAAGAAUUAGUUUAUUUAAUGUAGUUAGUGGUUUAGUUAAUAUUGCCUGUAUGUGUGCUUGUUUUUUCAGACCUGCCCAACGCCCAUGGUCUGGCAGUAGACUGGAUGUCUAGGAACCUGUUCUGGACCAGCUAUGAUGCCAAUAAGAAACAGAUCAACGUGGCCAGACUGGACGGAUCCUUUAAGAACGCUGUCAUCCAGGGCCUUGAUAAACCCCACUGUCUGGUCCUGCACCCUAUACUGGGGUGAGUGGGAUACGCAUACACACAGGCCCGCACACAUAUACACACAUGCACGUUGAUGUUGUCAUUGUGAUUUCAGUCGUGUGACAGUCAAACCAAGCUUGAUGUAUAUUAUAAACUGGAUGGUUCGAACCCUGAAUGCUGAUUGGCUGACAGCCGUGGUAUAUCACGUGUAUGACAAAACAUUUAUUAUAUUACGUUGGUAACCAGUUUAUAAUAGCAAUAAGGCACCUCGGGGGUUUGUGAUAUAUGGCCAAUAUACCACUGCUAAGGGCUGUAUCCAGGGACUCCAUGUUGCGUCGUGCGUAAGAACAGCCCUUAGCCGUGGUAUGUUGGCCAUAUACUACACCCCCUCUGGCCUUAUUGCCAUCAUGUGUGUGUCCUUCUCCAGAAAGCUGUACUGGACUGAUGGGGACAACAUCAGUAUGGCCAACAUGGAUGGCAGCAACCGUACCACGCUCUUCACCAAUCAGAGGAGCCCUAUAGGUGAGUGGGUGAACGCUAACACUGUGGUGUAGAACAAUGCUGAGAGCGUGAACGGAGUGAAAGAAAGUGCGAGCCAGAGUGACGAGAGAGAAGAGGGGAGAGAGAGAGAGAGAGAGGAGAGAGAGAAGAGAUGAGGCACGGAGAGAAGGGAAGGGGGAGAGGAGAAGAGAGGAGAGAGAGAAGAGAGAGAUGGAGAGAGAAGAGAGGAGAGGAGAGAGAGAAGAGACAGAGAAGAGAGGAGAGAUAGAAGAGAGAGAGAGAGCAGAUAGAGAGAGAUCGAGAAGUGAGAGAGAUGGUGGUGGUCUGUCCCUAUGGUCCCCUCCAGGCUGUAGAGACUGACGAAGAGACUGGUGGAAGGGGAGAGAAGAGAGUGACGGAGUGUGUGUGCUACUGUCCUUUCUGUCCCCUCCAGGCCUGUCUGAGACUACGACAACUGUGAAAAGAGAAGCUGUACUGGGUGUAGUCAGGAACGGCACCGUCCUCGCUGUACUGUACGCUCGGCAGGAGUCCUGGACGGGUCAAACCAGGAACUGACCAAGCCUCGCUUGUGCCAUCAUGGGUAGGUCCUGGACUUAGUGUUAUACCGGCAAAACCCAAAGUGCAAAAACCGUCUUUUGCAUUUGAGAGAUAGGUGUGUGUCAUUCGUUAUGAAAAAAGCUUUUAAAAUUGGUCAAUUGAUUAAAACAUGAAGAUCGAGAACAUUUUCUUGAAGCUUGAGCUUGAGGCCAUUGUGUGUGUGUGUGUGUGUGUGUGUGUGUGUGUGUGUGUGUGUGUGUGUGUGUGUGUGUGUGUGUGUGUGUGUGUGUGUGUGUGUGUGUGUGUGUGUGUGUGUGUGUGUAGGGGACAAGCUGUGGUGGGCCGACCAGGGUACAGACCAGAUAGGGACCUGUGAUAAGAGUGACGGGGGGAACUGGAAGGUGCUACGUAACAACACUUCUCCCAUGAUGCACAUGAAGAUCUACAACGAGAGCAUGCAGACAGGUACAGGUAGGAUAUCACUGAUGAUGUCACACUGAGGAUGCCACACUGACGAUGUCACACUUACCAACUUACCAGGUAAAACUGAGAUAAGUUAAUGAAUGAAUGAAUGACACUAUGCAACUGAAUGAAUAAUAAAUGUUUUUGUUUUUGACUGUGAGUUUUUCAAAAGUCCUGUUUUUGUUAUUAUUGUUUGGCUGUAUUUUGAACUGUAUUUUAUUCUCUGUUGUCCCAGGCAUCAACCUGUGUAGCAGGAACAAUGGAGACUGUUCCCAGCUGUGCCUGCCCACCUCCGCUAGCACCAGAGCCUGUAUGUGUACCGCAGGGUACAGCCUCAAGAGUGGACAGCAGUCCUGCGAGGGUAAGAGACCAACACAUUUUCAAUACUUUAUUCAAAUCCACAAAUCACAUUACUUUGCACAAUUAUUCAAAUCAUUUAAAAGGUGACAGGAGCAUGGUCAUUCAUAUAUCCUAUAUAUAGCUAUACUGUCCCAGACACCCCCAGAAUAUACUGUAACAGUAGUUAAUAACUGUUCUGUACUCUCUCUCCAGGCAUGGGCUCCUUCCUGCUCUACUCAGUACAUGAGGGCAUUAGAGGAAUACCCCUGGACCCGUCUGAUCAAUCCGAUGCCCUGGUGCCCGUGUCUGGCACCUCGCUGGCUGUGGGCAUUGACUUCCACGCUGGUGAGUGUACUGCUAUGGCCCUACCAACAACAAUACGAGAGUUUGGUUUGAGGAUCAAGUCACACCAACCGUACUGUGAAGAUGUGUACCUGAUCUGUUAUUACACUGUACCUGCCUGAGGGAUUGUUGUAUCCAGUUACUAACAGUCAUCACUCUGUCCCGUCCUGUAGACAAUGACACUAUCUACUGGGUGGACAUGGGACUGAGCACCAUCAGCAGAGCUAAGAGAGACCAGACCUGGAGAGAAGACGUGGUGACCAACGGCAUCGGCAGGGUGGAGGGCAUCACUGUGGACUGGAUAGCAGGUCAGAAAACAACCACACACACACACAAACACAUGGAUACACACAUGCAUGGACCAUACAGAAGUACGCACGCACACACACACACACACACACACACACACACACACACACACACACGGAUACACACAUGCAUGGACCAUACACAUGCACACACACACACACACACACACACACACACACACACACACACACACACACACACACACACACACGGAUACACACAUGCACACACACACACACACACACACACACACACACACACACACACACACACACACACACACACACACACACACACACACACACACUCUGACUCCUCAUGUCCCUCCCCUGUCAGGUAACAUCUACUGGACAGACCAGGGCUUUGACGUGAUCGAGGUGGCCAGACUCAAUGGUUCCUUCCGCUAUGUGGUCAUCUCCCAGGGUCUGGACAAGCCCCGUGCCAUCACCGUCCACCCAGAGAGAGGGUGAGUGGCUAGGGACUGGGGCUUGGAUACUGGGGCUUGGCUACUGGGGCUUGGGGCUGGGACUGGGACUGGGGAUUGGCUACUGGGACUAGGGCUGAGACUGGGGCUUGGCUUCUGGGGCUGGGACUGGGGCUUGGCUACUGGAGCUUGGACUGGGGCUGGGGACUGGGGUUUGGCUACUGGGGCUGGGACUGAGGCUUGGCUACUGGGAGUGGGGCUUGGCUACUGGGGCUGGGACUGGGGCUUGGCUACUGGGGCUUGGCUAUUGGCGCUGGGACUGGGGCUUGGCUACUGGGACUGGGGCUUGGCUACUGGGGCUGGGGCUUGGAUACUGGGCUGGGGCUUGGCUACUGGGGCUGGGACUGGGGCUUGGCUACUGGGGCUGGGACUGGGGCUUGGCUACUGGGGCUGGGGCUGGGGCUUGGCUACUGGGGCUGGGGCUUGGCUACUGGGGCUGGGACUGGGGCUUGGCUACUGGGGCUGGGGCUGGGGCUUGGCUACUGGGGCUUGGCUACUGGGGCUAGGGCUUGGCUAUUGGGGCUGGGGCCUGUCUACUGGGGCUGGGGCUUGGCUACUGGGGCUGGGACUGGGGCUUGGCUAUUGGGGCUGGGGCCUGUCUACUGGGGCUUGGCCUUGGCUACUGGGGCUAGGGCUUUGCUACUGGGGCUGGGGCUUGUGUGUCUGUGUAUAGUGUAGUGCUCUAUGUGUCAUAACAUGGUUACCUAUGGACUAUUAUUAGUCCAGCAACCAACAAUGUUUGCACUUUGAUUAAUAAUUACAAGCAGUAGCUGGUUAUAUGAUUGUACACUGUAAAUAAUAUUUUAUUGUGCUAUUUAAUCUAUAGAGAGCAAAAAUAGCAUACAUUGCUUGCUUUCAAACUCAUAUGAGUGUGUGUGUGUGUGUCUCUGUGUCCCUGCAGGUAUCUGUUCUGGACAGAGUGGGGUCAGGUCCCCCGUAUAGAGAGAGCCCGUCUGGAUGGUUCUCAGAGAGUCGUCUUGGUCAAUGACAGCAUCAUGUGGCCCAACGGAAUCUCCAUUGACUACAAGGCACAGUACACACACACAAUUUAUUUAUAGAGGUUUCACUUUAUUUGCAAUAUAUUUAAGAUUAAUUAUAAACCUUCUUUCGGAUUCACACCUAUCAAGCAUUUUUCUCCUCUUUACAACCUUGUUGUUUCGAAAAAACAGUUAGAAUAUUUUUCUGAUUCAUAUUGUUGUUCUUAUUGUUUGUGUGUGUAGGAGGGCCUGUUGUACUGGUGUGAUGCGCGGACCGAUAGGAUAGAGCGUAUCAAUCUGGAGAAUGGAGAAAACAGAGAGCUGGUGCUGGCCAAUAACAACAUGGACAUGUUCGCUGUGUCCGUCUUCGAGGGCUUCAUCUACUGGAGUGACAGGUGAGAUCACUGCUGUCCUAUCCCUGUCACCUCCUCUCUUUGUUUAACCCUUAAUAUUCCCUGCUGCCCUGCUAUAGUAUGCUUGACUAACUUCACUAAAGACCUUGUCUCCUAUAAGGAGCAUUGACCAUUGACGAACAGUAAGGACUACAGUUUGCACUGGGAUUAAAUUUUCUUCAAAGUCUAUUUAAAUUGACUGACAGUCUUGUAUGUGAGAUUGCUGUGCUAGCCCUCUGUCUUCAUCCAGUAUCCCCUUUGCAUGCGUUUCAUUUACUACGAAUGUUGUUGUUUUUCCUCAAAGCCUGUUUGAAAGUGACUGAUAGUGGUUUGUGUGUUGUGUUGGACCAGGACUCAUGCCAACGGUUCUAUCAAGAGAGGCAACAAAGACAACGCUACAGAAUAUGUGUAUCUGAGGACAGGCAUCGGUGUACAGCUGAAGGACAUCAAGGUCUUCAACAGGGACAGGCAACAAGGUAAGGGUUGUGGUGCAUUUCAUUUUAAAUCGGUCCACUCAGGAAAUUAAAUUGAUAUUCCAAAUGAAAAAUGUAAAAGCGUGAGUUAUUUUUAUUCCCUUCCUGGAUUGAAUUGGAAUGGAAUUCUCUCUAACCCUGGUGUGCUGCGUUUAGUUGUAUGAGACUGAUGUGUGUGACCAGUGUGUGUGUCUAUGAAACGGAUGUGUGUGACCAGUGUGUGUGUCUAUGAGACUGAUGUGUGUGACCAGUGCGUGUGUCUAUGA